ACGCAGGCAAUACGCAUACAAUCAUUGAGAUAUUGACGUAAAUGAAUGAGAUCACGAACAUCAUCUUUUAAAUUAGAAUACGAUCACUUUUUAACGAUAAACCGUCACUCAGUAACUAUAUAAAAUGAACUUCACUCAACCUCAUUCCUCAUUCAUCAUUCAUGCAUUCAAAUUUGAAUCGUUGAUUUUCUAAGUACAUAGUAAAAAUGAAGUUCGUUCAAGUUGUGAUAUUAUCGAUCCUCAUAUCGAGUUCCUGGGCUGUGGAUAGAAGCUGGUGGAAGCACGCUACCAUGUACGAAGUUUUCUUGAAAUCGUUCAAAGACAGCAACGGAGAUGGUGUUGGAGAUAUCAGAGGAAUAAUUUCGAAAUUAGACUAUCUCGUCGAUAUUGGCAUCGAUACGAUAUGGGUGACGCCUUAUUUCCCUUCUUCGAUGGCUGAUGGAGGAUACGACAUCACUAAUUUUUAUGGAAUAGAUCCUACUUACGGUACAAUGGCGGAUUUCGACGAAUUAUUGAAGGAAAUGAAAAAACGAGGUCUAAAUUUUGUGAUGGACUUGGUAAUCAAUCACAGCAGCGAUGAACACGAAUGGUUUCAAAAAUCUAUUAAAAAGGUAGCACCUUACACAGACUACUAUGUUUGGGCCGACCCAAAAGGUUAUGAUCAAAAUGGCAAUCCUAAUCCACCAUGUAACUGGGUCAGCAUUUUCGAAACAACAAGACCUACUUCAGGUUGGACUUGGAAUGCGGAAAGAAAGCAAUUCUAUUUCCACCAAUUUGGAGUAAAACAACCAGACUUCAAUUUACGUAACGAAGACCUCAAGAAUGACUUGAAAGCUCUGAUGAAAUUCUGGCUAGACAAAGGAGUGACAGCGUUUAGAGUAGACGCUGUGCCAUUCUUCAUGGAAGAUCCAUUAUUCCCUGAUGAAGGUGAUACACACGAAUGGGUCAAAGUAGCUCAAGGACUUCAAGAGGGAUUCAGUGCACGACUCAAUCAUCCAGACACUGUUCCAUUUUUAAACGAAUUAGCUCUAUAUCUUCGACAAUACGAUCGGAAAAACAAAAAACCACUUGAAAGUGCGAUAAUAGCCGAAGCAUACGGACACGAGAACAUCCUUAAGAGAUACUUCGGACCAUCACAUUCUCCAAUAAACUUCCGCUUAACGACGCUUCGAAAGUAUUUAGACGCCAAGCAGUUGAUUGAUCAUUUGAAUUGGUGGUUGAAAACUAUACCCAAAGGAGCAGCAUCGAAUUGGGCAUUGGGCAAUCACGACCAGGGCCGAAUUUUCCAACGUUUUAACAAAGAAUACAACAAUAUUUUACUAACGUUAGUCACCAUGCUACCGGGAACCAGUGUGAUUUAUUACGGUGAAGAAAUUAGUCAAGAGAUUUUCGACUUUACACCAGAAAAAGAAAAAGAUCGUUUCGUACAUCGAGAUCACUUUCGUUUACCGAUGCAAUGGGACGAUUCCUUAAAUGCAGGUUUCACAUCCGCUGAAAAACCAUGGGUACCGCUUCACCCAGGAUAUUGGAAAUUGAACGUCGAAGCACAAAAACAACAGAAGGAUAGUACCUUGAAUUUUUUCAAGGAAUUGACCUCACUUCGAAAGAUAGAAACUUUUAAAUAUGGUGGCCUGAAAUUCUACACCAUAUCAAAAUGGAUACUUGCUUUUACCAGAACUUAUCGUCAAUCUAAAUACUUGGUUGUGCUGAAUUUGGGAAUGGACAGUAAUAUUGUAGAUUUACAUUCCGGUAUAGACGAUUUACCAGCAACUUUGACUGUGGCAGCAGCGAGUCCAAAUUCGGGAUAUAAAAAAGGACAAAAAUUCAGUACGAUUUCAAAUCAGCAGAAUGCUCCACUCCUGCGACCAGAGUCCAGCGUUGUGCUCACCUUGGAAUAGAGCGUUUUGAAGCUAUAUUUAUUUUAUAUUUCUCAAAAAAUAAUACUCGUACCUACGUUCAUAUGG
Molecule: messenger RNA, 1964 nt
Organism: Planococcus citri (citrus mealybug)
Lineage: Eukaryota; Metazoa; Arthropoda; Insecta; Hemiptera; Pseudococcidae
Product: maltase A2-like
Exons: 9
Coding region: 207-1898 (563 amino acids)
Biological process (GO): carbohydrate metabolic process
Source: RefSeq, a predicted model, not a curated record